Molecule: messenger RNA, 1717 nt
Organism: Crotalus tigris (Tiger rattlesnake)
Lineage: Eukaryota; Metazoa; Chordata; Lepidosauria; Squamata; Viperidae
Product: pre-mRNA-splicing factor ISY1 homolog
Exons: 11
Coding region: 195-1046 (283 amino acids)
Biological process (GO): generation of catalytic spliceosome for second transesterification step; mRNA 3'-splice site recognition
Cellular component (GO): post-mRNA release spliceosomal complex; Prp19 complex; post-spliceosomal complex
Source: RefSeq, a predicted model, not a curated record
ACUUCUGCCUAUUCGUGGCAGUCUACUCAAACUUCAACAGACAACCGGAAGUCGCUGUUAAGGAGUACAAGGCAGGAGAACUUAGUGCCGUCGGUUACAGAUCAAUCUCUUCCGGGUUGCCGUGUUUUUCAAGAUACGUUUCCGGCUGGGCGUCACGUUUUGGGGUAGCGUCGUGUUCUGCCGCGGCUGCAACCAUGGCUCGAAAUGCAGAAAAGGCCAUGACUGCUUUGGCAAGGUUUCGCCAAGCUCAGCUAGAAGAAGGAAAAGUUAAGGAAAGAAGACCUUUCCUUGCAUCAGAAUGCAAUGAAUUGCCCAAAGCUGAGAAAUGGAGACGACAGAUUAUUGGUGAAAUUUCCAAGAAAGUGGCCCAAAUUCAAAAUGCUGGUUUAGGUGAAUUCAGAAUUCGUGAUUUGAAUGAUGAAAUUAACAAACUCCUAAGAGAGAAGGGACACUGGGAGGUCCGUAUAAAGGAGCUGGGAGGACCUGAUUAUGCAAGAAUUGGCCCUAAAAUGCUUGACCAUGAAGGAAAAGAAGUUCCAGGAAACAGAGGUUAUAAAUACUUUGGAGCAGCUAAAGACCUACCUGGCGUUCGAGAGCUUUUUGAAAAAGAACCCCUUCCUCCUCCACGGAAAACUCGAGCUGAACUCAUGAAAGCUAUUGAUGCAGAAUACUAUGGCUACAGAGAUGAGGAUGAUGGUGUCCUCGAACCACUGGAACAGGAACAUGAAAAAAAAGUUAUUGCAGAAGCAGUGGAAAGGUGGAAGGCAGAGAAAGCAGCACAUCUCGCAAGAGGUGACAAGGAAGAGGAGGAGGAGGAGGAAGAAAACAUCUAUGCAGUAAAUGACAACGAGUCUGAUGAAGAAAAUGGAACGAAAACCGAUGGUGAGGAUAGUCAGCAGAAGUUUAUUGCUCACGUCCCAGUACCAUCACAACAGGAGAUUGAGGAAGCUCUCGUCCGAAGAAAGAAGAUGGAACUUCUUCAAAAAUACGCCAGUGAAGCUCUUCUGGCUCAAAGUGAAGAAGCUAAAAGACUUCUAGGAUUAUAGUAAUUGCUCCUUCUAUUUUUGAUAGUCUAUCUUAAAACCACAGAUAAUCUUGAUUCUACAGAAUCAGUAUCUUCUUGAUUCUACUGAAAUAAGACUUCGCAAGUUCUAGAAUGAAAGAGGUUUUUUUUUUCCAAAAUACAUUUUAUUACACAUUUUCACUAUCCUAAUUUAUGGGAGUUUAUUCAUUUUUAGCUUCCCCCUUUGAGUUCUAAAUAGCCAGCCUGCUUUGAAUUUAUCUUUGUCUACCUACUUUCCUCUUUGUUUUUUUUUUUUUAAUUUUACCUUAGUAACAACGUAUCUAGUAACGGUAUUUAAUUUUGAAUUUUCAAGAAAACUGAAAUGUUCUAUAUAGUUAAUAUGGAACUAAGUGUUAUGAUAAUGGAGAAAAUACUCACUUGGUUGGGUUUUGAAAUGCUGAAUAUUUCAGCAAGUAAAAUUGUAAAUACUGUUUAUAAAAUCUCUCAUUUUUUAGUAAAACUUUAUGCACAUUUAAUUGUUCUUUGCUUUUGUUAAAAAUACUAAAAUUUGUCGCUGUGAAUAUAGUAAUUUAUAAAUAGUAUGAAUUCUAGGAAUAUAUGAAUAUUAACAAGAUGAAUAACUGAAACAAAAAAAAUCACACAUUCUAUGUAAAAUUUUGUGUGUAUGUGUACAAAAAAUUAAUUUUCUAGGAA